Messenger RNA from Hemibagrus wyckioides, 1297 nucleotides. Its product is annotated as CDC42 small effector protein 2-like. The record is from RefSeq and is a predicted model, not a curated record. Bases 361 to 588 code for a protein of 75 amino acids. Gene Ontology annotation, cellular component: plasma membrane. Gene Ontology annotation, biological process: regulation of Rho protein signal transduction. NCBI's taxonomy places the organism in Eukaryota, Metazoa, Chordata, Actinopteri, Siluriformes, Bagridae. Gene Ontology annotation, molecular function: small GTPase binding. The transcript has 5 exons.
AGGCUUGUGUGAAGGCAGAAAAAAAUGGCUGACUUGUAAGUUAUCUGACCGACGUCGUUUCCUGAACGUAUGAUGUAUAGAUCUGCAGAAGUGACGAAACCGUGAGGAAAAUCUGAAGUCUCUUUUUUUUCUGACAGCAACUUCAAGGAAGUGUCCGAGGAGGAACGCCCGUUACCAACUUCCGGUACGAGCUUGUGGCAGAGCUGAAGACUGAACAGGAAGCUGAGAGAGAGUGAGAGACAUAGAGAGAGACAAAGAGAGAGAGAGAGACUGAGACUGUGUGUGGGAGGAAGUGUGUGUGUGUGUGUGUGUGUGUGUGUGUGUGUGUGUGUGUGUGAGUGUGAGAGAGAGAGAGGAGAGAUGACGGAGUUCUGGGUGUGCUUUAGCUGCUGCAUCGCUGAACAGCCUCAACCAAAGAGAAGAAGGCGGAUCGAUCGGUCGAUGAUCGGAGAGCCGACCAACUUUGUACACAUGACACACGUAGGAUCAGGAGAUAUGGGGAUGGGCCUCGCAGCGGUGAACUCGGUGCAGGCACAGAUGAAAUCUAAAGGUGGUUAUGGAAAUGGCACACCAGAGAGCGUGCAGUGAUACGUGUGGACACCAGUGUGUGUGACCUGCUGAACUGAAACAGUGAGGAGGAGGAGCAACGCUGGAUUUAAUGUUAUAUAUACAUAUAUAUAAAUAUAUAUUAACACACACACACACACACACACACACACACACACACUGGAUCAGCGAGUCAGAGCACUGGUCUGUGAGACGCGUGUAAAUUUGCAUAAUCACACUGUUAGUCGCUUAAAGCUUUCUGAUCAGUGUAUAAACGGUCACGCCCACGCUCGCCAUAACAACCAAUCAACAUCCGGCUUCCAUUGAACCCUACCUCCUCCCCUCCCCUCCUCAUCAAUGCUUUAUUUAUUUGGUGAUUUGUUUUGUGGGUUAAAUAUGGUGGCUGGGCCACUGCGCAUCUCACACACACACACACACACACACACACACACGGUUUAAAUGAUGAUGAGCGAGUGUGAACAAUAGAUUGAACACAGACUUAAAUAAUGAGCUUUUUUGUUUUUCCUCACGAUUUUAUAUCUUUGAUAAAACAGAUGAAUUUCUCUUCCAGUGGGACGUGGAAUGUCAUUCUUUAUUUUUUUAAGAGUUUUUAAGUGUGCUGUGUUCAGAGAAACUUGACAUGUGCAUCCUCACUGUAAUGUCUUCCACAGUGCUCUCCUUCAUCACAGUAAACUGCAGGAGGAGUUUUGUAUAGAUCUUUUAAUGCCCAAAUAAAUAAUGCCAAGCAGCA